CGUCGUCCCUCUUUUCUCUCUCUAACCCCCUUUUCACUCUCUCUCUCCUCUCUCUCUCUCUCUCUUAGUUCAUUGAUUUUAUCACUUAUCUCAGAUCCCCGUUUUUCCACCUUCCGAUUCCAAUCCGUUCUCACUCAUUCUCUUGUAUCCGAUUUUUCCACAUUUCUCUGUUCUGUACAAGAUAUAUUUUCCAUUUGCAGUCUGAUUAUUAUCACCAUUAACGCUGUUUGAAAUGAAUCAGUAUCACGUUUAUGAGGCCAUUGGGAGAGGAAAAUUCUCUACUGUUUAUAAAGGGAGGAAGAAGAAAUCUAUCGAGUAUUAUGCGAUAAAGAGUGUUGAUAAGUCGCAGAGAAACAAGGUUUUGCAAGAGGUACGGAUUCUUCAUUCUCUAGAUCAUCAAAAUAUACUGAAAUUCUAUGCAUGGUAUGAGACUUCUGCACACCUGUGGUUGGUAUUGGAAUAUUGUGUUGGGGGUGAUCUUCUUGCUUUACUACGACAGGAUGGUUGCCUUCCAGAGGAUUCUAUACACGAUCUCGCACGUGAUGUUGUCCGAGCUCUGCAGUUUCUACACUCGAGAGGAGUUAUAUAUUGUGAUUUGAAGCCAUCAAACAUCCUACUGGAUGAGAAUGGAUGCAUGAAGCUAUGUGAUUUUGGAUUGGCAAGAAGAUUAAGUGAUAUAUCUAAAAGUUCUGUCUCUCAGUUGCCUCAAGCAAAACGUGGUACCCCAUGUUACAUGGCUCCUGAAUUAUUCCAAGAAGGGGGUGUGCAUUCUUUUGCAUCAGAUUUCUGGGCUCUUGGUUGUGUCUUGUAUGAAUGCUAUGCUGGGAGGCCUCCCUUUGUUGGUAGCGAGUUUACCCACCUGGUUAAAUCUAUCCUAUCAGACCCAACACCACCUCUCCCAGACAACCCAACCAGAUCAUUUGCCAAUUUGAUCAACCGCUUGCUUGUGAAGGACCCUGUUGAAAGAAUCCAGUGGCCUGAGCUUUGUGAGCAUGACUUUUGGAGAACAAAAUUUAGCAUGGUGCCCCUGGCUCCUCAGCCCGCUUUUGAUGAUAUGGUUCGCCUUUUUGCUAGGUCUUGUCUAUCUGAAAGAAAUGGAGAGAGACCUUCUUCACGGAUCACACCUCCUAGGAAUCAGGAGAGAGAUGCUAGUGGCAUUCUUAGACGAGAUGAGAACUCCGUGGGGGCUGCCAAAGGAUUUGAAACACCAGGAAAAAAUGCUUCUGGUCCAAAGAAAGCCCAAACAAAAGCUUCUGGCAUUGCUGUUGAGGAGAAUGAGAACGUGUGUUCAACUCCUACAAAGGGUGUUAAUCUUGUUAGGCUCUCGAGGAUUGUUAAGACAAAUUUGCAGAAGGAGAAUGAGAAUGAAAACUAUAGGAGGCCUUUAUCUAAAGCCUCUGAGAACGAGAAUGAAGUGAAACUCGAAAACACCGAUAUGGAGCUUGAUUUUGGUGAGAACAAUGAGGAAAAUGGAAAUGAUGAAUCUGUUAGUUUGGAUAACCUGGUUUGCAAAACUCCUAUCCGUGACGUGAAGCUCCCUGUACAAAACCCAUCUUCUAUAUACAGAGACAGUGAUCUAAGUGAAGAAAACGUUCAAGAAAUGCUCAAAACAGAUAACCCAAAUGAAACCAACAUGAUUGUUACAGAUGGCUUGAAAACCCAAGAAGAUGAAUUUGGGUCCAGCAGUAAUGAAGUGCCUGCUACUCCCCCAUGUGUAGGCAUCCAAAGGAAGGAUCAGCGUAAAGUGGGCUCCAAUAUAGUGGUGGAUUCAGAUCCUUCAAAGUCAUCUUCACUCCUUUCGCAAGCUCUCUGGCAUCCCUCUGAUCUUUCGGUGAGGCCAGUCAUGCCUAGCAGGAAAGGCGACAAAGCUUCAGAAACGCUGCCCAUGGUUCCCUUUGAUGCUUGGCAUGCCUCUGAUUUUGUGAAGCUAUCUUCUGAGCAAAUGGCCACACUUACCAGUCGAAUCAUAGCUAGUCUAAAUGGGAAUUCUCCUCUUUCCGAGAAGCAAAAUGCCAUUAGAUACUUGGAAAUUUUGAGUAGUAAUGUUGAUGCUGCUAAUAUAAUAACCAAUGGGCCAAUAAUGCUGGUGCUUGUCAAGAUGUUAAGGUUAUCAAAGGCUUCAUUGUUACGAGUUCAACUGGUAUCUGUUGUUGGUUUAUUGAUUCGGCACUCCACGUUCAUUGAUUCUGAAUUGGCCAACUCAGGGAUUGUUGGGGCACUGGCAGAUGGUCUCAGGGAUAAACAGGAAAAGGUCAGGAGGUUUGCCAUGGCUGCUUUGGGUGAAUUGCUCUUUUAUAUCUCCACUCAAAGUGAGAGCUCCUCAAAGGAAGUCGGUGGUGUCGAGUCUCCUGCGAAAGACACCAGAUCUACACCAGUUUGGCAGGUUCCUAGCCCAUUGAUUGCAUUUGUGUCAUCCAUUCUCCGUAAAGGAGAAGAUGAUUCGACUCAGCUUUACGCACUGAGAACAAUUGAGAACAUCUGCAGUCAAGGUGGGGAGUGGGCAUCUCGAUUCAACACCCAAGAUGUUAUAGCAAAUCUUUGCUACAUAUUUAAGGCGUCGGGGAAACAAGAGAGCAUGCGUCUCACAGCUGGGUCCUGCCUGGUCCGCCUGGUUCGGUUCAACCCACCAAGCAUUCAACAAGUGGUGGAGAAGCUACCCUUUAAAGAAAUCUUGCCUGGCUUGGUUAAGGGGACGCCAAAGGAGCAACAAAUUAGCAUAAACCUUUUGAAUAUGGCUAUGUUUGGAAGCCAUAUGUUGGGAAACAUGGGCAGGCAUCUUCUCUCACUAGCAGAGGAGAAAUCACUAGUUCCAUCUAUACUCUCUCAUAUCGAACAUGGAACUGAAGGCUUGCGUGGAAAAGCCUUUGUAUUUGUGGCUCUUCUCUGCAAAAAUAACCGGAGAUGGCUGCCCUUCUUUUGCACCACUAGGUUGCUAUCGGCAUUGGAGAGAAUGGCCAAGGAGAAAGACGGUUAUGUGCAGCAAUGUAUGGAGGCUUUUGUUCAGGUGGUAGCAAGCAUUGUGCCUGGGAUACUGGAGAGUAUAGCAACAGAUAUUCAGCAAUCGAUGGGUGGUAAGCGCCCUGGUAUUUCUACACCCAGCCGAACUCAACCAAAAAACAGCAUCCAUUUAUUCCCGGUCAUUCACCUUCUCCUUGAAAGCUCUGUUUUCAAACAUACAGUGAUUAAUAGCCAGAUUUUGCAACAGCUGCUGAUGUUCCUUAAGCUCUUGGAGUCCAGCUCUUUCCAGGGAAGGGAUGAUUUCCAAAUCACCCUAUUAAGAAUUUUUGAAUCGGUCACACAAGAGCCUUCUGUUGUCCUCGAGGGUCCAGACAUUUUUAUCAGCCAAGUUCUCCCCACCCUCACGAUCCUAUACAAGACCAACACAGAUGGAGAAGGCAGGUUCCUCUGCCUAAAACUUCUAUUUGAUAUCACUGUAAUCUUCCUAAAUGAAACCCCCAACUCUUCCAAAGACCAGAGAGAGAAAGACCUCAAGUCCAUCUCACGCACUCACUUUCUCUCGCUAUACCCAGCAUUGCUAAACGACGAAGAUCCAAUUCCCGUCUAUGCUCAAAAGCUCCUGGUUAUGCUCCUCAACUCCAAUUACAUCCAAGUCUCAGAUAUUCUUCACCUUAACCUCAUCUCUCAGUGCUUCGAGUUUCUUCUAAAUGACCUCUCGGGAGCCAAUGUGAACAACGUUAACCUCUGUCUAGUUUUAGCAUCGUCCCCCGAAAUAGAAGUCAAGACUCUCUCUCAGCUCAAAGUCGUGAGGAGAAUUGGUGAUCUACUAUCUUUCGUGGCUGCCAAAUACAUGGAAGAUUUCCUCGAACCAACACUUUCUCUCUCUAAAACCCUCAUCCAGCGUGCCAUAGGGUCCUGGAAUAUCAAGGACAUAUCUGAUUUUGGGUCCUAUGUUGGAGUUUUCUUGGAGCUGAGCCUAAACCAAGUGGAGAGAAUUGCAGAUUUGGCUUCUGAGUGCAUUUCACUAUUAGCAAAGGUGGCACCAAGGGAGGCGGCAACUGGUGUAUUGACAAAUAUUCCCAAAAUUACCCCUGUUCUGGAUUCAUAUAGGCUUCAAUAUGAGGGGUCAGAACAAGCCCGAAUGGUUUUGAUGCGCAUUCUACAUGCCCUUGGUGUCUCUUGUCGAGAAUACCGGAGUCAGGCCAUGAUUCUCUCUUUAUCUUUGCCUGAUAUUGCAAGGAUUGAAGCCAUUAUAUCUGAGCUUAAAAACUCAAGCUUUUCAGCCAUUGUGGAUGCUGCUUUAGAAGUGGCUGCGGAGUUACAGAGGCUUCCCCGCUGUGCUUGAGUUGAACCCCGAAAUCUCUCUCUGAAAGGCUUUCUCUUAUCUACUGUAUCUUCAGUGGUAGUUCAUCAAGUAAUGGGGCCCUAAAGAGGUGAGCAGUUAUUACUCUGUAUUCUCUGCAAGCUGGUUAUAGAUAAGGUAAAACUUCCUUGCGGAAAUAUGUUGAGCUUGGUAAUCCCUGUAUGCUUAUAUAUAUGUAAAAUAAUUGUCUUUCUCAGUCGAUGAGAAAUUGAACUGUUCUCAAGAUUUGUGUAUGUCAUUCAAUGUGCAAUUAAUCUCUCUGUAUUCCUUCCACUUUUCUAUAAAUUUUGGGUAAUUGUGUUAUGUAA
Amborella trichopoda is the source of this 4629-nucleotide messenger RNA. RefSeq names its product kinase family with ARM repeat domain-containing protein. NCBI's taxonomy places the organism in Eukaryota, Viridiplantae, Streptophyta, Magnoliopsida, Amborellales, Amborellaceae. The record is from RefSeq and is a predicted model, not a curated record. Gene Ontology annotation, molecular function: protein kinase activity; ATP binding; microtubule binding. Gene Ontology annotation, biological process: protein phosphorylation; phragmoplast assembly; cytokinesis by cell plate formation.